AUGCAAUCGGAUUAUAUUGUGGGCCUCGAGCCGGUGCGCGGAGGCGGAGGAGCGGGCAACACUGAUGCUGUGACGCCGGGAGUGAACGUUAAGCAUAUCAUCGAGGCGGUGGACCGCAGCGUCGAGCGUCUCGGCACCUACAUCGACGUGCUCCAGAUCCAGAAAAUGGAUCAUGAUGUGCCUCCAGAGGAGAUCAUACAGACAAUCCACGGCUGGCACGAAUUUAUCUCAAUGCAAGGCCUCCACAAACUCCUCUACCGCGCAUCAGAGCUUGGAAAGAAAGCCUACUGCAACACCGGCGUCGGCCUCUUCCCCUCCCGCGAGCAAGAGAGCCCCUUCCGCCAACUCCUGUUUCGCGGCACGGAGAACGGCGCCGACAAGGCCAUUGUCGAGCGCGUCGGAGACCUGGCGGGCAGCAAGGGCAUCUCGAUGGCGCAGGUUGUGCAAGCAUGGCUUAUUUCCAAUGGUUGCAUGUCCAUCUGCGCACUGGAGAUGAAGGAGAGGAUUGAUCAGGCUAUCAAUCGGGGCGAUGAGAUGCCAGGGGAGGGAAUCACCGAGAGGAAGCGCAGCAUCUCGACGGCGCGAUCAACAAUUGACGAUGACCGAUCCAGCAGACUGACUUCGAGCGCGCUGGACGAGCUGAACGCCUCGCACAUUGACAGCAGCACGUCCGUGUCGCUGAGCAUCGACACGGACAUCAGCGACGCCGACUCGGCCAUGGGAAUCGACGUCGGCCGCGCCUCCUCGUCCGCCUCGGUGGCAUCGAGCGUGUACCGCUUCGUGGAGGAGUUUGGCAGGACAUAUCACGCCUACAAAGAAGGAAAAUACUUUCUCCCCAAUGAUGAGCAAGAGCAAAGCCGCCUAGACCUACAACACGCCAUCGCCCUCCGCAUCUUCGAUAACGAGCUCGGCCUGGCGCCCGUCUCCAAGCCCAACCGCGUCCUCGACAUCGGCACGGGCACCGGCAUCUGGGCCAUUGAGUUCGCCGACAGGAACCCGGAAUCGGAGGUCCUUGGCACAGACCUCAGCCCCAUUCAGCCGGAAUAUGUCCCCGCCAACUGCCAUUUCGAGAUUGACGACGCCGAGGACGAGUGGGCGUUUAGCCAGAAAUUCGACUACGUUCACGGCCGGUACAUGUGCACCUCCAUCUUUGACCUGCCGAAGCUCUUUGGCCAGAUCCGCGACAACCUCAACCCGGGCGGGUGGGUCGAGUUCCAGGAAACCGUCAUCGACUUCAAGGCUGUGGACGGGUCCCUUGAGGGCACGGCGCUGCGGCGCUGGAACGAUCACCUGCUGGAAGGGAUCCGCAAGGCCGGGCGGGAUGCGCUCUCGGCGUUCGAGUACGCGCGGCACAUGACCGACGCCGGUUUCCAGAACGUCCAGCAGAAGAAGUUUGCGGUGCCCGCGUCGCCUUGGGCGAAAGGGAGGAACCAAAAGAUCCUGGGCGCCAUGCAGAUGACGAACAACCUCGAGGGGGUGCAGGGCAUCACGAUGAAGAUAUUCACCCAGGUGCUGGGGUGGACUCGAGAGGAUGCGGAGUUGUUGCUCGUGGAUGUGAGGAAGGAUAUGGCGGAUAAGAAUAUCCACGCGUACAUCACAGUGUGA
Molecule: messenger RNA, 1605 nt
Organism: Colletotrichum orchidophilum
Lineage: Eukaryota; Fungi; Ascomycota; Sordariomycetes; Glomerellales; Glomerellaceae
Product: methyltransferase domain-containing protein
Exons: 6
Coding region: 1-1605 (534 amino acids)
Molecular function (GO): methyltransferase activity
Source: RefSeq, a predicted model, not a curated record